Yamadazyma jaroonii is the source of this 771-nucleotide messenger RNA. NCBI's taxonomy places the organism in Eukaryota, Fungi, Ascomycota, Pichiomycetes, Serinales, Debaryomycetaceae. The record is from the annotation of a GenBank genome assembly.
AUGGAUCAAUUCUACCUUUCGUUAAUAAGUGGUGCCUGUGCAGGUACAUCCACCGAUCUAGUAUUCUUCCCCAUAGAUACUAUUAAGACUAGAUUACAAGCCAAGGGAGGAUUUUUCCACAAUGGGGGAUGGCGUGGGAUAUAUAAAGGUCUUGGCUCUUGUGUAGUCGGCUCAGCUCCAUCAGCAUCCCUAUUUUUCGUCACUUACGAUUCCAUGAAACGUUAUUUACCCACCACCAUUAGUCAACCUGUCAAUCAUAUGAUAUCUGCAUCAUUAGGGGAAAUAGCAGCUUGUUUAGUGAGAGUUCCUGUUGAAGUUAUAAAGCAAAGAACCCAAACUGGAAUGGGAACUUCAUCAUUAUCCAAUUUCAAACAUAUUAUCACCAAUCAAUCAGGUGAAGGUGUUAUCAGAGGUUUAUACAGAGGUUGGAAUUCCACCAUCAUGAGAGAAAUCCCUUUCACCGUCAUACAGUUCCCUUUAUAUGAGUACUUUAAAAAACGUUGGAGUACCAAUUCCUUGCAAUCGUCAUUAUGUGGAUCGUUAGCAGGAGGUAUUGCAGCUGCUGUAACCACCCCGUUAGACGUUAUCAAGACUAGAAUCAUGUUAAGUAAAGAAGGUAUUGGUGCUGUUGAGUUAAUCAAAACAUUAGUCAAAGAAGAAGGUUAUGGGGCUUUAUUCAGAGGUAUAGUACCUAGAACAUGUUGGAUUAGUGCUGGAGGAGCCAUUUUCUUAGGUUGUUAUGAGGUUGUUCAUACCAAUCUCUCGCUGUAA